GCUGGAGUUGCAUGGAGCCCAUCAGAUUGGAGAAUGAAGAUCUCUGCAGUGCUAACAGCUCUCCUGACUAACCUCUUCUUAGGAAAUGUGUGCUCAGCUAUCAAUGUCACAGUCACACCGUCUCCGUUCAGUGUGGUGGCUGAGGGGGAAAACAUCACCCUGUCCUGUCAGGUGAGUCAGCGGCGGCGGGCAGCGAGUCUGCCUGUGGUGCGGUGGAUGUUUCAGCCGGAGUCAGGAGGAGAGGAGCUGCUGGUAGCGCGGGUGAACAUGCGGAGAGCCAAGUUCUACGGAAACUACACCAAGAGCUUCUGCAAGCCCAAAAUUAAACUGACAGUGGUGAAACAGGGCAAGAUAUACAACCUCCUCAUCAUGAACAUCAGCAGACAGGACAGGGGUCUUUACAGCUGCAGGGUCCAGGAGUUCAAGAAGCAUCAUGAACGAUGGAAAGCUUCGACUAACAGCUCGGCCUCCACGCAGCUCAGAGUCCAUGUUCUCCCAGCCAGCAAACCAAAGGAGGAACUGUGGAGUCUGUUUGAAGAAAACUAUCAUUUGGUCAAGAGUCCACAGAACAGUUCAGGCGAGACGGUCACUAGUGUCAUCAGUCUCUCUCCAGCUCUACCCAAGAAGGUGAGAAAGUACAAGAAAAAUAAAAGUGUGGAGCAGCCAGACCUGCCACCAGAGAUACCGGCUAAAGCCCCUAUUGCAGACAAAAUGCGAAAGCCGAAGCUUUUAAAACCUCAACCCAGAAAAGUGGUUUUGCCCAAAAUUGCAGAGGAGAGUCUGACAUACGCUGAGCUUGAACUGAUGAAGCCACUGCCUGAAGCCAAAACUGCAAAGACAGGAACGGUGUACGCUCAGAUACUCUUUGAGGACAAGCCGGUGUAG
Molecule: messenger RNA, 885 nt
Organism: Sinocyclocheilus anshuiensis
Lineage: Eukaryota; Metazoa; Chordata; Actinopteri; Cypriniformes; Cyprinidae
Product: V-set and transmembrane domain-containing protein 4-like
Exons: 7
Coding region: 34-885 (283 amino acids)
Cellular component (GO): membrane
Source: RefSeq, a predicted model, not a curated record